AUGACUGAAGUCAAGUUCUUGGGCCAUGUAAUUUCACAAGAUGGUAUCACCGUUGAUCCUGCAAAGAUAGACUCUAUUCUACAGUGGGAAAGACCAAAGAAUGUCACUGAAGUUCGAAGUUUUCUUGGGUUGGCAGGCUACUAUCGUCGCUUUGUAGAGAAUUUCUCUCGAAUUGCUAUGCCUUUGACAAAGUUAACAAGAAAAGAAGUAAAGUUUAUAUGGGAUGAUAGUUGUGAAAAAGCUUUUAGAGAAUUGAAGGAAAGAUUAACUUCGGCGCCUGUUCUCACUGUUCCUAAUAGUGAGGAACCAUAUGUGUAUCACCCCGGGAAAGCUAAUGUAGUAGCUGAUGCACUUAGUAGAAAGUCUCAUGGUACUUUGGCAUGUUUGGCUCUUGAGGACUGGAAAAGGACAAUAACAAUGGGUGAUUAUGACUUGCAAUACUAUGAAGGGGAAGGAGUAGCUUGA
Cannabis sativa is the source of this 465-nucleotide messenger RNA. RefSeq lists its product as uncharacterized. Bases 1 to 465 code for a protein of 154 amino acids. The record is from RefSeq and is a predicted model, not a curated record. The transcript is spliced from 2 exons. Lineage: Eukaryota; Viridiplantae; Streptophyta; Magnoliopsida; Rosales; Cannabaceae.